AUGACGAUGUGGACGCUGCUAAUGAGGGAGGAGCUUUCCGUUUCCACGGCAACGUCGGCGCUUGUGCGGUCAGGGUCGGAGAUCGCCGUCGGAGGACUGCUUUCGUUUUACGCGCACAUGGACCGGCAAUCGCUGUCAGAACUCGAAAACAGACUUAUUCGCCUCAGCCAAGAGUUUGGUAUAAGGCCAUAUGAGGAUGAACCACUUCGAGAAAGUGCAGGCGACCUGUCGGAGUCUCUGUCAGAAGACGACGACGAGGACGACGAAAGGAAUCUCUCUGGUGUCUCCGCGGUGUCGUCGGACGGUUCGGCACCUAUGAAUCAUGGCUGGUGUCCGUGCCUUAGGUGCGUAAUCAUGCCGACUGUGGAAGAAUGCGUGUGCUGCCAAGAUUACACCGAGGUGCAACAAAAGCAACCAAAAGGAUGCAUAACGCAACACAACUACUUCGGCGUAUUAUGCCUAGACACGGAAGUGCUUUCUGUGGCACUCUGCGAGCCACUCGACACGAAUGCAUCAAUGUCACUGGAGAAACAAUACAAAAGGUUUCGCUUUGCUGCCUAUAGGCAGUUUACACGCUGGAUCUGGGGAUACCUGGGACCAGAUAACCGAAAAAUCCUCCCAGCCUGUGCUGUCACAGCCAUUAGAAGGGCAUUCCCCUCUACGUCCUACACAGGCUUCAAAAGUUCCAAUUCCUGAGUCUACAUUACUUGCAAAAUAAUAAAUAAAAACUGUAUCAAGCCAAA
This is a messenger RNA of Ornithodoros turicata, 743 nucleotides long. RefSeq names its product P2X purinoceptor 7-like. The coding region runs from base 1 to 696 and encodes 231 amino acids. The transcript is spliced from 3 exons. The record is from RefSeq and is a predicted model, not a curated record. NCBI's taxonomy places the organism in Eukaryota, Metazoa, Arthropoda, Arachnida, Ixodida, Argasidae.